This is a messenger RNA of Syngnathus typhle (broad-nosed pipefish), 5642 nucleotides long. It is a transcript of the gene adgrb2, whose product is annotated as adhesion G protein-coupled receptor B2. Gene Ontology annotation, cellular component: plasma membrane. Lineage: Eukaryota; Metazoa; Chordata; Actinopteri; Syngnathiformes; Syngnathidae. The record is from RefSeq and is a predicted model, not a curated record. Bases 10 to 5001 code for a protein of 1663 amino acids. Gene Ontology annotation, molecular function: G protein-coupled receptor activity. The transcript is spliced from 34 exons. Gene Ontology annotation, biological process: cell surface receptor signaling pathway; G protein-coupled receptor signaling pathway; negative regulation of angiogenesis.
UGUCAUAGGAUGAACACUGCUGGCGGGGCGUAUCUGUCUGUGCUGUCCUCUCUCCUGGCUGUGCUCGGGGCCCUGGCUGCUGCGUCUGCCCUCGCUCUGGCUCCUCUGUCCGCCCUGGCCCAUGUUGCCUACGGGGCCUCCGACGUCGUACCCAGCGCCGGGGUAGCCGGACCCCCGUCGCCCAUCUCGUGCUCCAGCUUGGUGGCCGGGGUGCUCUAUGGCUCUUUCUCCCUAAGGGAGCUUUUCCCCUCCAGGGCUACGGGGUGCUCCUGGUCCCUGGAGAACCCGGACCCCACCAAGUAUUCCCUCUACCUCCGCUUCAACCGCCACCCAUCCAUCUGCCGGACGCAUUCCCCCAUGCUGCUUUCCCUUGAUCACCAUCUGGCCAAUCAAAGUUGUCCGCUUCACUUAGAGGCGGCCUUGGCCCGAGAUCAGGAAGUCAUUGAUCUCUGUAGGAGCCAGUCCAACGAGGAUGCUCCUUAUUCCUUCCUGCAGUUUGAUAAGAACUUCGUCCAACUAUGUCUCAGCAGACAUCCGGCCGCCGACGAACCUCAGGUAUCCACGGAUUUACUGGAAAUGAGGCUGGUGGAGGUGCUACUCAUCAACAACGAGAACUCGAGUCAGUUCACCUGCGGCGUGCUCUGCCGAUGGUUUGAGGAAUGUUUACGAACGGGUUACCACAAGGAAGAGGGUGUUCCGACCCGGGACGGUUGCGGGUUGACGCAAACGGGCUGCAUCUGUCCCAAUCACAACAUCAUGCCGGCUUCUAUCCCACUGAUACCCGAGACGCCUCACAGUUUCAGCAAUGGCUCGGCGGUUCCUGAUGACUGCUGUGUUACUGAGCUGCAUUCCAACGACGCCAUCGCCAUCGCGCCCAGAGACGUCCGACAAGACCCAGAUGAUGAUGACUUGAAGGUGAAGACGCAAAGACCAAGAUCAGCUGACCAGCCAGGUGUGUUUCAGGCACAAACAGGUGACCCUGCAGCUGAGGAAUGGUCUCAGUGGAGCGUGUGUUCUCUAACAUGCGGACACGGCUGGCAAGUGCGAACACGCUCCUGCGUGUCGUCCCCUUACAGCACUCUGUGCAGCGGUGCCCUCCGAGAGACACGCAUGUGCAACAAUACAGCUUCCUGUCCGGGCGAACCCGGGAUAAUAACCUCAGUGCAUGGACUGUGGCACGAGUGGUCCUCGUGGAGCCUGUGCUCUGUGACAUGUGGGCGGGGCUCCAGGACUCGAAGCAGGAAGUGUGGGAACGAAGGUGGGGCCGUGCCUUGCGGAUGGCCCGAGACUCAGACCAAACUCUGCAACAUUGCAGUGUGUCCUGUGGAGGGAAAAUGGUUGGAGUGGGGCCCGUGGUCAAGAUGCAGCGUCUCCUGUAACACGGGCACCCAGCAAAGGCAGAGACGUUGCAGCGUGUCCGUGCACGGCUGGGCCGAAUGUAAAGGCCCCCAUCAAGAAAGCAGAGAUUGCACCAACCCGUCAUGCACUGGUGGGGGUAACUGGGGCAACUGGAACCAUUGGAGCCUCUGCAGCAAGACAUGUGACUCUGGAUGGCAGCGGCGAUCCAGGAUGUGCGAGGGUAACGGGGAGCAAGGCUACCCGUGUCAAGGCUCGGCGGAGGAGGUUCGCUCGUGUAACGAAAAGAAAUGCCCCGCUCCUCAUGAGAUUUGUAAAGACGAGAACCUCCUCAUGAUGUCGUGGAGGAGAGCCUCGGCUGGAGAGAUUGUUUAUAACAAGUGUCCAACAAACGCUACUGGAUCUGCUAGUCGUCGUUGCAUGCUGGACAAUAAUGGAGUUGCUUUCUGGGGUCCUCCGAGCUUCGCCAGAUGCAUCUCAGUUGAUUAUGGAUAUUUACAUAUAUCUUUACGAGAGCAUCUCGCGAAGGGUCAGAGGACCCUGGCUGGUGAGGGCAUGUCUCAGAUCGUAAGAAGUCUCCUGGAGCUCUUGCGGAGGAGGAGCUACUACAGUGGCGACCUUCUCUUUUCCACGGAGAUCUUGCGAAAUGUGACGGACACCUUCAAAAGAGCAACCUACAUCCCAGCUCCUGACGACGUGCAGAAAUUCUUCCAGAUAAUCAGCCAUAUGUUGGACAUGGAAAAUUUAGACAAGUGGGAUGACGUACACCAGGUCGCCCCUGGUGCCGCGUUGUUAAUGAGAAUUCUAGAAGAUUUCAUUCAUCUCAUCGGUGAAGCCCAGAAGCCUUUUCAAAGUUUUUUGGUGGUUACAAACAACCUUAUGAUAACAAUCCAGAGAGAGCCCGUGUCAGCGGUUUCCAGCGAUAUAAACUUCCCCAUGAAGGGCCGGAGGGGGAUGAAGGACUGGGCCAGAACAGCGGAGGACAAGCUCUUCAUCCCCAAGGAAGUCUUUACUGUAUCAAAUGAAGAGGCGGAGACGGAUUCGGAGACAACGAUGUAUUAUGUCAUCGGCGCCAUCUUGUACAGGACUUUGGGCAAUAUUUUACCGGCACCAAACCAACCCGCGGUGAUCAAUUCCAAGAUCCUGACGGUGACAGUGCGACCAGAGUUGCAACCAAGUGAUCCUGUGGUGGUGGUGGAGCUCGCUACACUUUUCAACGGUACAUCCGAUUCUCAGUGUGUGGUGUGGGACUACGGCAACCCGGAAGCUGGCGCUGAAAACUGGGGCACCGAAGGCUGCCAAACGCUCACAUCAACCACUGUCCAAACCAAAUGCCUGUGCAGCAGGAUCUCCACCUACGCUGUGUUAGCGCAGCAAGCUAAAGAGCCGGAAAUGGGUCCCACCAGCAUGCCCUCGGUGCCCCUCAUGGUGGGCUGUGGGGUCUCCUGCUCUGCUCUGCUCAUCCUGCUUCUUAUCUACGCUGCCUUCUGGAGGUAUAUACGCUCGGAGAGGUCCAUUAUCCUGGUGAAUUUUUGCCUUUCCAUACUGGCCUCCAAUUUAUUGAUUCUGGUGGGACAAUCACAAACACUUAGCAAGGGCCUAUGUACCGUGACUGCUGCCUUUCUCCAUUUCUUCUUCUUGGCCUCGUUCUGCUGGGUGCUGACGGAAGCUUGGCAGUCCUACCUGGCGGUCAUCGGCAAAAUGAGAUCGCGACUCAUUCGCAAGCGCUUUCUGUGCCUCGGCUGGGGUCUUCCAGCCUUAGUUGUAGCAGUGUCGGUCGGGUUCACUAGAGCGAGAGGUUACGGCACCGCCAGCUAUUGCUGGUUGUCUCUUGAGGGAGGUUUGCUUUACGCCUUUGUUGGACCUGCUGCUGUCAUAGUAUUGGUGAAUAUGCUCAUUGGAAUCGUGGUGUUUAACAAGCUCAUGUCUCGAGACGGCAUCUCCGACAAGUCAAAAAAGCAGCGAGCUGGUGUCCCGGUGGAGGCGCAUAGCCGGCUUCUCCUGAAAUGCUCCAAGUGCGGCGUGAUCUCGAGCACGGCUCUCUCCAGCUCGACUGCCAGCAGCGCCAUGGCGUCUCUGUGGAGCUCCUGUGUGGUUCUUCCUCUGCUGGCCCUCACUUGGAUGUCAGCUGUGUUAGCAAUCACAGAUCGCCGCUCGACGCUUUUCCAGGUCCUCUUUGCCGUUUUCGACUCGGUUCAAGGUUUCGUAAUCAUCACCGUGCACUGCGCCAUGCGGAGAGAGGUGCAAGACGCCAUGCGCUGUCGGAUGGGAGGAUGCAAAGACGACAGCGAGAACUCGCCAGACUCAUGCAAGAAUGGACAGGUGCAGAUCAUGACCGAUUUUGAGAAGGACGUGGACUUGGCAUGCCAAACAGAGAGAGGACACCCAUUCAUUUUCAAGGAGGUGAACACCUGCAACCCCGCUACCAUCACCGGCACCUUGUCCCGGAUUUCCCUGGAUGACGACGAUGACCCCAAACUAGCCGCCCAUCAGGACGGGGGAGUCGGGGUCAACUUCAGUUCCCUGCCCGGGAACAUCCCUCCUCCCAACCUUAUUGUGCAGGUUCCACCACUUGGAGGGCUCAAUGAACUGAGCGAGACAUCAUUGAAGAAGGAGAUGAAUGUCGAUCAGCAGAGACAACAGGCGCCACAGCGUUGCGGCGCUCCCAUCUAUUUGUGCACCGAAAGUGGCCUCGGCUGGGCGAGACCGCCCGGGUCCUCCAACACCUCCCAGGACGGGAGUGCCGGGAGCGGGGGGAGCGGUGGUGGAGGAGGUAGCGGAGGAGAGGGGGACUACAUGGUCUUACCUCGACGAACUGUCAGCAUCAAACCCCCGACGCCGUCCUCCCAAGACCUGGGACUGGGAGGUGAAGACAAGCCUCUCAACAUCACUGUGGAGGACCCCCCUUUCCCUCCUCCCCCCUCCCCCUUGACCCUCCACCCUGCAGAGAGCGAGGCCUACCCGGCUGAUUUUGUGCCGUCCAACGUGGGCGACAUGAACAUCAACAUGAACCUGAACCGCUCCUACGGGACAAUCAAAACCCUGCCCCACGAACACAGCCACGUGAUGGCUCCGGGCGGUCUCGUACGCCCCCAUGGGGGCCACAUGCACCCUCAUGGCCAUUCCCUCCAGCUGAAGCCGGGCCAGAGGCCAUCAGUCAGACAAAUUCUGACAGGGGGAACGGCGGUGGAGAGAACCAGAACCCUGCCACGCAACUUGGGUAGCAACAAUGCCAAUGCUAGCCUCUCAGCAGGAUCCCUAGAGAGGAAAAGAGUACGAUACUCUGAGCUGGACUUUGAGAAAGUGAUGCACACUCGCAAAAGACAUUCUGAGCUGUACCAUGAGCUCAACCACUCCUCCAAGUUCCACACCAUAGACAGGUAUAGCAGGGACCCAGCCAUGUCCACAUUCAAGAGGGAAAAGCGAUGGAGCAUUUCAUCUGCUGGAGGUGAAAAGAACUCAUCCAGUGACAAGUCAACCCCUGAGGACCGAAGCUCGUGGGACAGUUUUAAGACCAUGACCCCCGAGUUGACCAUCAUUCCAGGGGAGCAGAAAGACCGCAUGGAGCUUCACAAUAAGAACUGGGACUCAUCGUCGGCAAAUACCCCGGACUCAUCUGAGGGUGAUUUCCAGACUGAAGUGUGAUCACAGCAAACUUCAGAAGAGAUUUACAUCAACACACACGCAGAAUCUUCUGCAACAUGCUCUGUUGGAUUCUGGGGCGACACUUUGUUUACUGCUGCAGUAGACAGACAUGAAGAGAAGACUGUUCGAAUCUAUAUUUUCACAAAGACUAUUCAAAAGACAGAACAGAAACUUGACACGUCUGUGACUGAAGAUCAUUUUUAUGUCAACCAAGAAACUAUGAACAUUUAUUGCGGACUACAAAAAAAAAAGAAAAACUGAUUUUCAGAGGGGAGAAAAUUAAGACUUUCUGCACCGUUCACAUUUUCUUACAGUGAGGGGAGGGAAAAAAAUAUUUGACCCCCUCGCCACCACCCAAUAGCCAGACACUCUGCUUUCAUUUAAAACUUUGUCCCUGCUAAUGAAUGAUAAAAAGCAUUCUCGUUAUUUUAUUUUCUUUUGUGUCGUUUUAUUAUUUUUUUUUAAUUUGAAUUAGUGGGUGGGUGGGGGCACAAAAUAAGGUGCUCACAAAUGUGCCAUCCUCUUCUUUAGGUUCUGAAAAGUCCCAUCUUGACACCCUUCACUCAUCCUCUGUGUUAACAUUGCAUUCCACCUUUUUUGUAUUUUCUAUGGCUUAAUUCAAUAAAUGUCCUCCCAUAUGG